AUGCCCUGUAUGUACCGACGCACGGCAAAAGGCGCCCAGGGCGCCAGCGACUCGACUACCUGGGCUACAUCCGGAACCUGUUGGGGGACACCGAGGGUGACCUGCGGCCAGAGGACAUUGCCAACCUGGCGGCGGAUCGACGGUCGUGGGGAAGACUUGUGGUCGACUGCUCCGCAGCCGGACGAUGAUGAUGAUGUACCAACCACCCCCGACCUUGACCCAACCGGUACGCAACCAGAACCACAGAAGAGCAGUAAAAGUCAUGUUGAGUCAGAUUUGAUCUCUCAGGUGACCUACCGGACAUCUGGAGACAGGAUGGACCCGCGUGUGUCGGUACCCAUGGGACUACUCGUCCUCGGGGUUAUGGCCACCUGCGUGACUGGUCAAGAACAACCGGUGUACCUGACCACUGCAGUCCACUGGGAAUUUUAUAAGGUUCCUGUGGUAGGCAAGAUGUCUAAUACCAACAUCAGGACCACCUGCCUGGAUGCCGGGAUGAGAUAUUCGUGCUGGCACUCGGGUGUACAGUGUACCCGCUGGUGGACCUUAGGCUGCCCCACGUACGACGAUACCAGUAUCGACUGCCGUAUCAUCUGGUACCUCACUAGUUUUCUGUGUGGAAAUGUUGACCCUGAAUACUGCCAGCCCCUUGAUGACAUCUUUGUGUACAUCUAUGGUCUUGACUCUCGUGACAGCUCUUGGGGAAUAAACUACGACACUAACCAACGCGGCCUGUAUGGAGCGGACUACAGCAACAAGUACGCCCUGUGUGCAGUCGCUCCUUCGUGUGAGGCCUCCCCGUGUUUGCAUGGAAACUGUACUGAUGUUGUGGGAGGGUCGGUGAACUACAACUGUACCUGUGAGAGCGGCUGGGGAGGAUCCAACUGUGACCAAAUAACAUGUGAGGCGUCCCCAUGCAGUGAACAUGGAACCUGUACUGAUGGUGACGAAGGCUACAUCUGUACCUGUGAGAACCGCUGGGGAGGACGCAACUGUGACGAACCCCCAGACGUGUACCUGCACACAUACAACAACUGGGCCUUUUACAAGGUUCGUGCAAUCGGAACCAUGACCAACGCAAACGUGAAAACUGCAUGCGAGGCUGUGGGAAUGAGAUACCCGUGCUACUACACAGGUCCUACUUCUGGGUGUACCUAUCACUGGACCACAGGCUGCAUCACUUAUUCCAAGCAACCUGUCGGCGUGUGUGAGACCCUCAGGAUCCUCCAACAAGAAAUCUGUGGAGUCAUUUACGAGUGGGGUAAUCACUGCGAGGCCCUUGAUGACACCUUUGUGUACCACCAUAACUAUUUUAAUAACAUCGGCGCCUUCGGAAAUGACUACGACCUUGGCAAGACCUACAUGAAUGGAGUGAACUACGAAAACAUGUACGCCCUGUGUGCAGUCGCUACUUCGUGUGUGGCCUCCCCUUGUGAACACGGAACCUGUGCUGACGCUGUCGGAGACUUGAGGAACUACACCUGCACCUGUGAGAGUGGCUGGGCAGGAAUCCACUGUGACCAAGAGGUUAUAGAUGAAUGUGCAGACGGCACUCACGACUGCCACACUCAUGCAACCUGUACCGACACUCCUGGAGGGUUCACCUGUACCUGUAACGCCGGUUACAGCGGGGACGGAAACACCUGUACAGACCACUGCGACCCCAACCCUUGCCAGAAUGGCGGAGUGUGUAACAAUACUGGAGACUCCUACACCUGUGAGUGUGUGGAUGGAUGGGGAGGACCCACAUGUGAAACUGACCACUGCGACCCGAACCCUUGCCAGAAUGGUGGAGUGUGCAGCAGUGCUGGAGAGUCCUACACCUGUGAAUGUGCGGAUGGAUGGGGAGGAACCACCUGUGAAACUGGUUUGUCUGACUUGACCUUCUCCGAUAUCGAGAUGGACCGAAUGACCGUGUCCUGGACGGCGUCUGCUGACCUGGAUAUAACACGAUACCGACUCCGUUACCGCCAUGCUGGGGCUUCGUACCAGGACCUGUCUCCCCCGCCAGCACCGGGCGACACCACGGCCAUCGUACGCGGACUGUGGGCGGAUACAGAGUACAACUUCACCCUGACUGCGUUUGGAGAGGACGACGAGCAAAUAGGAGAGAUCAGUGGGACAGAGACAACAGCUGAAGUUAUCGUGAACGUGGACUGUCAUCAGGACCACAUGAGCGUGACCUUCCCUGUUGCAGCGCUAACAGAGGUAGAUGUGGAAAGCUUGCACCUGGUGGACGAGAACUGCCGUUCGACAAUUAGCGAGACGGAUCCCCCGGUGGUGACUCUUCGGACCGGUCUGCAGGAGUGCGGGACGACACAGGAGGUAAGUAGUCAAGAGAAACUCAUCUUCAGUAACGAGGUCUUCGGCAGUCCGGUCGUGCAUGAAAACGGAGCAAUGAGAGGAGCGCCCUUCAGCAAGAAGUUCCAGUGUGAGUUCGUCCGUCAGUACGUGGUCUCACAGGAUCAGAAUAUCCUCUUCAACAUUCCGCCUCCUCGCGUGCAAGUCAGGAACGCGGAAAACCAGUUCACCUUCGAGAUGCACAUGUUUCCAUCUGCAGACUUUGCCGAUACCUACACCUCAGACGACUACCCUGUGCAGGUGACCCCGUCUGACCAGCUACACUUCGGACUCAGCGUGGACUCUCCUCUGGACAACUUGGAGCUGUUCGCCCUCCACUGCCUCGCCACGCCAAGUGACGAUCCCGAAGCCUCUCCAAGCGUCAACAUCAUUCAAGAAGGGUGCCACAUCGACACAACGCUUCAGCUGAACAAUGCACUGUCUAACGACAUGGCCUUGUACUACUCCAUCCAGUCAUUCACCUUCCCCAACGUUGAACCUCCCAGCCUGGUGUACAUCCACUGCACCAUGGUGGUCUGCUUCAAGGACAACCCGGACUCGCGGUGCAGUGACGGGUGCAUCCCCGCUAGGCGGCGCAGGCGCGCUGUGUCUGACAUGAGCGACGCCCGAGUGCGACGUGCGAGUGAAACGGACGAAACAGUCACCAUCAGCCAGGGACCCUUCAAAGUUGUGGGAGGAGAAAAACAAGCCUCCGCCGUGCCCACUGUCGGCAUCGCUGUCGGGACAGCUGCGGGGAUAGCCGGCGUCCUCCUGAUGGUUGUUGCUGUCUUCCUGGUGAGGAAGAGACGUGGCCGCGACGUCAAGGAGCAGGUCGAGGAUCGUGUCGGUUUUGACAACUACUCGUUCGAGCUCUGGGGGAAGGGCAAGACAGCCAACGUGACUCCCAAACCCGAGUAG
Branchiostoma belcheri (Belcher's lancelet) is the source of this 3258-nucleotide messenger RNA. RefSeq lists its product as uncharacterized. The record is from RefSeq and is a predicted model, not a curated record. Lineage: Eukaryota; Metazoa; Chordata; Leptocardii; Amphioxiformes; Branchiostomatidae. The transcript is spliced from 19 exons. The coding region runs from base 1 to 3258 and encodes 1085 amino acids. Gene Ontology annotation, molecular function: calcium ion binding; protein binding.